AGUUCCUUCAUUCCUUUCUUACUCAUUGCUAUUUCCUACUUUCUCCUUUACCUUAUUGGUUAUUAGCUUCCUCCACACUUGCUGUUUUAUUCUGUUCUGUGUUUUAAAACCAUUAAAUUUCACAGCAUAAAAAUGGCUUUGGCUUUGCUAUCAUCAUUCCCUACCAUUAAUACAUACACGUACAGCAAUAUUAGAAGACUCUCACCUUCCCUAUCAUUCUCAUCUAAUGCAGUUACCACCUUACACAAAUCUUUUUCUCGCAGGAACUCAUGCAACAAAGCUUAUGCUUUUCGCAAUUGUUAUAAUAAUAGACCAUUUUUUCACCAGCCUUUAGAUCAUCACAGAAUCUUUUCUACAAAGCGCACAGGCCUACUUCUAGUGCCAUUCAAUGCUAAUAAGAACUCAGAACCAGAAGGAGGAGGAGGAGCAGGAGCAGGAGCAGGAGGAGAAGGUAAAGGAGGUGAACAAGACUUCAAAGCCAUGGAAACAGUCCUCAGACUUUACUCCGCCAUCAAGAGCAAAAACGUUCAUGAAUUAUCCGACGUAAUUAGCGAUGAAUGUCAAUGUGUUUGCAAUUUUUUCUCGAGUGGUUUUCAACCCUUUAAUGGAAAAAAGCAAGUGUUGGAUUUUUUCUUGCGUCUGAUAAAAAGCUUGGGGAACCACAUUGAAUUUGUUGUGACACCAACUAUGCAAGAUGGAUUGAAUGUUGGUAUCAAAUGGAGAUUAGAGUGGAAAAAUAUAAAUGUGCCUCUAGGAAAGGGGGUCAGCUUACAUAUGUGCCACGUUUAUCAUGGAAAGAUGGUAAUAAGGAAUUUAGAGAUGUUCUUGGAACCACUCCUUCCUGUUGAACCUUUUAGACUGAGAACUAUAAGAUACACGACGAGUAUAAUGGAACACCUGAGUUCUCUCUUGAUCUUCAGGAAUAAACCCAAACGAGUUGCAUACAUUUUGCUCUCGCUCUUUAUCAUGGUUGCCCUUAUAAUAUUCUUCAAUUUAACUACGUUUUAGCUUAUUUGAGGUGGCAUUGUGGUUGUUUUUGGAGCUAGUUUGACCACUUUGGUCGAUGGGCUCCUCCCCAAAGACGGAAGCAACAUCUUUAAGUUUGUUAGCAUAUCGAUGGAAAUUAUAAGGAAGCAUUUCUUGAAUAGGAUUACAGUACAACACAUUGUUUUUGUUUACUUUGAUUGUAUAAUAAUAAUAAUAAUAAUAAUAAUGGUCUUGAACAGGAUUCAACCAUGGCGAUAGGGAACUAUAAGCAUAAAGUCCAUUACUAGGAGAAACAUGUCUAUAAUCUGAUAUAUAGUCUGGAAUCUAAUCUAGAUGGUUUUACAAUCAGUCAAAAACAAUCUAAGCAUUCAAACAUCAAAUAAAAGACGCAGCUAAAAAGCUUUGGUUGUUGCCAUUAAACAAAGAUACAAGAAGUUGCAGUUAAAACCAACAGCUUUUGCCAUCAAACAACAUACAUAGAAUGGUCCUUCCGGUCUGUACAGAGUAAAUUAUCGUUCUGUCACAGUUUUGAGGUUAGGCAUUUCAGAAAGCGAGAACCUCGUUGAAGCGAACCAGAAAACCUACACCAACAUGGUUAUGGCAUAAUUCCAACAAACUCCAUGCCAUUAACCCUUGAUUCUAAACAUAAUAUAACCAAGUACUGUAAAAAACAACAUAUCAGCUAACCAUGUCAAUGCAACCCCAAAAAGUCUAGGUUAAAAACAAAAAGAAAAAGAA
Humulus lupulus (European hop) is the source of this 1725-nucleotide messenger RNA. RefSeq lists its product as uncharacterized. The record is from RefSeq and is a predicted model, not a curated record. Bases 133 to 1008 code for a protein of 291 amino acids. The transcript is spliced from 5 exons. NCBI's taxonomy places the organism in Eukaryota, Viridiplantae, Streptophyta, Magnoliopsida, Rosales, Cannabaceae.